Messenger RNA from Trachymyrmex septentrionalis, 5236 nucleotides. RefSeq lists its product as uncharacterized. NCBI's taxonomy places the organism in Eukaryota, Metazoa, Arthropoda, Insecta, Hymenoptera, Formicidae. The transcript is spliced from 6 exons. The record is from RefSeq and is a predicted model, not a curated record. Bases 524 to 2677 code for a protein of 717 amino acids.
CUCUGAGUGGCCGCGGCGGUCGCGAGACUCUCGUAUUGCGAAUCAGCGUGCUACGUCUGUGAUUUCGUGGUGCGGUUUACGCCAUGCGCGACAAACCAAAGUAAUCGAGUUUCUUCUUUUCCCCUUUGGAUUUCUCUUUGGAUUUUUCCCUGUGUCUCUCCCUUUUUCGCGGACCGUAUACAGGCUUGGCCCACGUUUGUGUGUACUGUUUCAACAUUGUGCGCUAACGGCCUUUCUCAAGAGAGCUCGCGCGCUUACCGAUGAUCCCGUGAGAAAGGUGUCGGUGGAAUUCGCUUUCGCACGGCGGCGUAGGAGUGCGGGAUAAAGCGCCGCCGAAUUGCAACGUGCAAUAUCGUGCCAGUGGCAAAUCGCGAGCAAUUCGCGUCCCACAAAAUUCGACAUUGAUAGCAUCGGCUACCGCUGCUGCUGCUGCUGCUGCUGCUGCUGCUUCUCUCGAUCGUUCGACUAGAUUACACGCGACCACGACGUUACUGUAUUCUGAGCGUUCAAUCGAGAUACGACAAUGACGAGACCGUAUCGUCGAUAUCUCGUCACGUUACUGUUGCUGUUGCAAACCAUCUCGAGGUACGGUCAGGUGGUUGCCGCGGAAUCGACGCACGCGACCGAUCUGUCGCCGUCGUCCGCGUCCGUACCGUCCGGUCUCUCCGGUCCGGAUUACACUGGACCAUCCGCGGGUUCGGACGAGUGCGAUCCUGAGAUGGUUGGCUUCGAGCUUGUAACCGGCUACGUGUACACCGCGCCUACGAACAUGCUCGAGUCCAUACCGGGCACGUUGAUGCUUACCGACUGCCUCGAGACCUGUCAGGCAAACGACUCCUGCCAGGCGGUCAACUACGAGACGGGCCUUUGCGUCCUAUUCAGCUCUAACGCCGACAGCAAUCCAGGCGCACUGUCGCAAUCUCAGUUCCCCGUGUUUACGAUCUAUGCCCAGAAAAGUUGUCUGGCAGUGAAGCCCUGCGAACGAGCUUGGUGCAUCGAUAGAGUGCAGGGACACCGCCUUCAGGGUCACGCACGCAGAACCAUGACCGCCUCCUCGAGGCAGCAUUGCCUCGAGCUCUGCCUGGGCGAACGAGACUUCCUGUGCCGAUCCGCUAAUUAUAUCAAUGCUACCAAGCAGUGCGAACUUUCGGAUAUGGACAGGCUGACGGUUGCGGGCUCGAAUGCCUUCCAGGCAGCGAAGGGUGUGGAUUAUUUGGAAAACCACUGCGUGGAAGAGCCAGUGAAACUUUGCGAAUUUAAGAAACUAACCGGCCGUAUAUUAAAGACUGUGGACUCCGUCUAUCAAGAUGUCAGCACGUCCGAUGAAUGCCGCGAAUUGUGUCUGAAUUCGCCAUUCCGUUGCCACUCUUAUGAUUACGGUGACACCGGUGAUAUGGUCUGCCGUCUUAGUCAUCAUUCCCGUGCCACUCUCUCUGACAUUCAGGAACCGUAUCUCGAUGUACCGGAAGCGGCCACGUACGAACUGAGCUCCUGUUACAACGUGACCAUCGAUUGUCGCGCUGGCGAUAUGGUGACCAGAAUUCAGACCAGUAAGCUCUUCUACGGUAAGGUGUAUGCGAAGGGCUCGCCCAACUCGUGCGUGCAGGACAUCAAGGGUGCGCUCGAGUUUGAACUUCGCAUGGCGUACGACGAUCUCGAGUGUAACAUAAGGCAGCAGGGUCUCGGCCGGUAUUUGAACGACGUGAUCAUUCAACAUCACGACACCAUUGUCACCAGUUCCGAUCUCGGAUUGGCUGUGACUUGCCAAUAUGACCUCACUAACAAAACCGUGUCGAAUGAAGUCGAUCUCGGCGUACACGGCGACAUCACGCCCGCUCUGUCGGAGGAAGUGAUCGUCGACUCGCCGAACGUCGCCAUGAAGAUUACUGAUCGCAGUGGAAACGAGGCCAUCCCAUCGGCUGAAGUCGGCGAUCCUUUGGCACUCAAAUUCGAAAUUCUCGAUCCUCACAGUCCGUACGAAAUCUUCGUCCGCGAGCUAGUCGCUAUGGAUGGCGUCGACUCUAGUGAGAUUGUUUUGAUUGAUUCGGACGGCUGCCCCACUGAUCAUGUCAUCAUGGGACCACUCUACAAAUCGGCUACCACUGGCAAGAUACUGCUGUCGCACUUUGACGCCUUCAAGUUCCCGAGUUCAGAAGUGGUGCAGUUCCGCGCUCUGGUCACUCCGUGCAUGCCGACUUGCGAACCCGUGCAGUGCGACCAGGAGGAAACGACCGGUGAACUACGAUCGGUUAUCUCCUUCGGCAGACGCCGACGACGUCGUCGCUCCACUGCUGUUGGCACCCAAAGUCGCGAGGACCUCCUCCUGGUGCAAUCCAUCCAAAUUACGGACAAGUUUGGCUUCGAGCGCGAUGGUAAGUUACCGAACGUCACUUCCGCGACGAGGGACACCGUCUUCGUCGAGAGUGAAGACAUAUCGUCGUCGAUGGGAAUGUGCAUCAAUCUGGGUGAGGCUAUUGUAGCUGGCACCGUCUUCCUCGUCGCCCAGAUUGCCAUCAUAGCGGCAUGGACCUUCACCUGGCAACGACGCCGACAAAUGCUGAAACAUCAGGAGGCUUUAUCGGUCUCCGUUUCCGUACCCGGAAUGCAUUCCAUGCCCGGGCGCACUGACAGUCUUUGUAAAUUGUAUGACGGCGGAUACUCCGCGCGUCGUUUCUGAACGACUUCUCCCAUCAGCUCCCACGGCAAUAUCGUCAAUCUCGUCUUCCUGCGUAAAUCGCUAUUAACGAAUCUUUGGCUGACUUCACAUGGACGUGAGUUCUCAAACCGGUGCGUGCCGCGAAGAGGAUCGUGCGCAUAUCACGAUUCUCGAAGCGAUCGACAAAAGUAAUACUCUCACGCGGCUAUCUCUUUAAUAUCCCUUUCUAUUCGGAAUUCGGAUGGACGCUACUUCGUACUAUAUCAAACUUCUACGAGUGUACCGCAUUGCGAGGUUGCAGCCAAUAUACGUAGCUUUUAGUAGAGCAUGCCUUUUACCACCCACGCUUACCUUGUAGUCGGGUGGAAGCUUUGCAGAGGCGUUCUACUAAUUCUAAUUAGAUUCGGUUAGAUGGGCAGAUCGCAGAGUUGAACGUAUCAGGAUAGAAGGACGUUCGUUAGCUACAACCAGAAACAGAAAAAAAAAAUAAUAAUCACUGCCCAUCUCUGCGAAUGUUCUUGUAUCCACAUUACCGUAGAUAUUAUCACAGACAUAUCUUCUUUUUCGUCCCAAACUUCCUUUCCUCGCAGCUGGCAACGUAAGGAAACCGAUCGACUUCGCCGUAUCAUUUAAUUGAAGUUGCUUCUGACUUUAUCCUACCGGUUAAAGUUAAUUAUACACUCGUGCAUGCACACGUGCUAAUAAUGCCGGUGGAUUACUGAACAGAAUAAUUAGGCACAAUUACGCUUCAUUACUUGCUACAUCUGUCGCUUAUUGAAGGCACAAAUAUCAGUGUCUCCAACACUUCUCGCCAAGGCCGCAACGAAUUGUAUGUAUCAGUAAUUUCGUCUUUCUGUCUCUCGGGUGGUCGCUUAUUUCGUGGAAGAAGAUUGCAAUUACGAUCCGUAACCUGGCAACCUUUAAUUAGCGUAACGUUCAAUGUCCAAGUGACCUUCAUGCGUGCGUACAUUAUCAACGAAAAUCGACGCCGUCUAAGGGAACGUUUUUAGAAGCUGACUUGGGAUGAUAAACAGAAAAAAAAGGGGAAGAUCUCUCGUAACAUCGCGUCAACACUUAAUCCGUAUCUGAUCAGAAACGCAUACCGAGUAUCACACGCUUCACGCCGGGGCUAAAUCGAUUUCUUACUUUGUUCCGGGAUAAAAGUGGCCACACCACUUCCGCCGGUAAGUAGUUGAUAAUGUAACGACUGCAAAAAUUUAGCCGCGAAGAGAGUAAUCGAUUUUGCGCGCGAGUUCGGUCGGUUUCUUGCGCCCACAUACAUCGCCACGCCGCAGCCACCGCCGUGCCCUUUUCCCCUUCGCUUUGCCCUGCCCUCACAAGCUGCUUUUACGUCCCUUUUUUUUUCUCAAGGUGACGUGACGCGAUGUGAGACACGUCUACACGCUGUGACUCUGUAGGGUGAUGGAGGUUGAUGCGUAUUUGCUACAGCUAGGCUACCGGCAUGGAUUCUAAUUAGCAUUGGGAAUUGUGCAUGAUUAUGCAGACGUGUAGGAUAUCAAUGUUACGGGGCGGCGAGGAGCUAGAGCGGCGGAUUAAAUACGGGGAUGAAAGAGGGAGAAGGGAUUGAGACGGAACGAGAAACAUAGGUAGGACCAGAACGCGGUGAGCUCGGUGAAGAGGUAAAAGGUACGUGCGCAAAGGGGUUGGCGCAGGGUUAAUUGCCUCUUGUGGCGUCUCGGGUUAAGCUAAGCUUGCGGGGGUUGAAUCUAGCUUCGAGAGUAAAGGGAGAGAGGGAGAGAGAGAGAGAGAGAGAGAGAGAGAGAGAGAGAGAGAGAGAGACAGAGAGACAGGUAAUACAGGAUCACAUCGAGGAUAGCUAUCUCUCCAUACUAGAAUCACGUAACCUCGACCCCUUCCGACGUAACCUUAGUCAUGUCCCUUAUCCUUAGCCAUCCCAUAGCGGCCAGGUUAAUUUACAUUGCGACACGUGAGCUUAUCAAUCUGGAUUGGCGUAUUCGAUUGCAAGAGGCAAUAAAAAAUUGAUUGAUAUGAUAAAAAGAACCUGUUUCGUAUUGGUUAUGUAAGCAAUAAAAUAUUACGUUCCAUCGAUCUGGAAUUUCAUCGUCGGACAUCUUGAGAAAAAUUCUAAAGGACAAAGCCACAUCGGUAAUGUCAAACACAGAAAAAUUCAGUUUGCAGCAGUCAUUGUAUAUUUUCUACAUGAAUAAAAAGUGUUUGUCAAAUUCAUAUUGCACAACAAGCAAAGAAACAGAAAGGAACAAAAAACCAGUUUUUACAAAUAAAAGAUCAAAAUAUUUUAUAAUUUAUAUACACAAUAAAUUAUUGCGAGAGCGUAGUAAAAAUAAAUAAUCUACAUCUUAAUUUAUAGUAUUUUAUAACGGAAUGCUGUUUGGCAUAAUAAUUGGAAUUGACUAUAUUUCAUCAGACAUAGCUCACGCGAUUCAGAUUUCAUUUUACUUUAUAGAACCAAGGAAAAAGAAGACAGAGAAAAAAGAUUGAUAUCAGAGGGUAUAAUACGGUACAACAUCGAGAAAUACAAAUCGGUUAACUGUGCCAGCAGUAUCUUAUCGAUUUCACUACAGUACACAAAGCGAACUC